AUGUAUCAGGACGGCGGCGGCAGAUUAGGACAGCUGCUCGAGGAAGUGUGGAAAGUCCUUCGCCAAAUGGGCGAGUCGGGCGCGACAGCCGUCGAGGUCGUCAGCGUCCACGGCCUUCAGGAGAUCACCGAGCCCCCCGAAGAGGACAUCCGCAUGGCCACCACAACGCCUGCGCCGCCCCCGAAGCGCCCACGCCCAUACACGUACCUCACGGUCCUGGAGGAGGAGCAGACGGAGCCCGACCCGCCCCCGAGGACGUGCGUGUGGGUGAGCGCGAGGAACACCCGCACGGGGACGUUCAUGAACCCCGUCAAGCUGCAGGGACUUCUUGGUCUGCACUCGCACGAGCUCGAGGAGGCGAUGAACCUGACGGUGCGGGUAGAGGACGCAGCUGCGGGAUUAGGCAGUUAUCAGCGGUGGGGGGCGGGGCAGGAUCCCCCAGGGGACCCCCCUCCCUCCCCUGGCCGCGAUCACUCUACGGCGACGUCCCUCGCCUCCACGGCCCUCCCGCUGCAGGUCGUAGACACAAACUCGACGUCGGUGGUGACGCCCCGCCUGAGCCGCCGCCAGCAGUGCCGCGGCCCCGCCCCCUCGCCCACGUCCUGCACGCCCGGCUCCUGCCUCAACGGGGGGCGCUGCGUGGGUCUCCCCAAUGACACGAGGUCUUCUGGUCGUUUUAAGUAUAUUAUGGAUUGUCGUGUGGUAUUCCUUGAUGCGGAUAAAGAGGAACCAAGAAAAGACUCUCCAUCGACACCCGCGCCCAUGGUCGCCGUUCAGCUGAUGGACGGGCGCCCGCAGGUGCUGGUCGAGGGCGAGGCAGGCUCCGUCAAGCUGGAGGUCAGCACCCCGCUGCACGACGGCGACUGGCACGUCAUCCACCUUCAGCUGGACUCUCGGGGCGUGGUCCUCAUGGUGGACAUGUGCGGGCGCGGCUGGGAGGAACGCGCCUCCGAGUCCCACUGCGUCGCGAGGGCGGCGUGGCCACGCGGGGGCGCCCUGGCCUCGUGGGCGAUGCCUGGGCCGAUGCAGCUGGGCGGCCUGGCGCACGACCUGCCCUCGGCCGAGGAGUUCGGCUGGAGCGAGGCGCCCACGACCCACCCGCUGGACGGCUGCGUCUCGCACCUCACCGUCAACGGUCAGCUGGUGGACCUGGGACAGCCGGCCUACACGCAUGGCAGCGUGAGCGGGUGCCGACCCCAGGACGCGGCGUGCCCGGGCAGAAGAACCGCUUGCGGGCUUCGGGGUGCGUGUGUGGGUGGCCUCUCGCGCCCGCGGUGUGAGUGUGAGCCAGGAUGGACAGGUCCUUCGUGCGCCACGCCCACGGUGCCGACCGCCCUCGGCUCCCUGUCAUACAUGAAGCUGGCCCUGUCCUUCGCGCCCCCGCCCACGCAACUAAGCGUGCAAUUGCGCGUGCGAACUCGAGGGCCCAAGGACGGCCUUCUGAUGCAGCUCUCCGCACAGCACCGCCAUGUUAUGUUCACGCUUCAGCUCCGCGCCGGGGUGGCGUGCGCCUCCGUGUCGGGGGCUGGAUGGGCGGCGCGGGCGGCGUGCGUGGAGGGGCGGCCCGUGGGCGACGGGGCUUGGCACACCGUCCGAGCGGAGCGCCACGGCCACAACCUGCUGGUGAGCGUGGACGACGGAGACGGCUGGCGGAGGAACGAGUCUCUUGUGACCCUGGAGGAGGGGGAGGAGGCCCAAGGGCGUAACGCGACGCCGCCCGCGCCUCUCCACGUCGACAAGCACGACGGGGUGACGCUCGGGGGCCUGCCGGAGUUCGUGGGCGUGUCCCUCAUCGCCGUUCGAGAUGACCUCAAGGAUACGUGCCUGGAUGAUGUUCGAGUCUCGGGCCGCCCCCUCCCCCUGCCCCCAUCUCUGAACGCGACCAAGUGGGGGCAAGUGACCACCUCAGAGCACCUGGGCCGCGGCUGCCCUGCCGGCGACCCCUGCGUAGAUACCAAGUGCCCUGCGCCGCUCCUCUGCACCAACACCUGGCGGCAGGCGACGUGCAGCUGCGGCGGCGGGCGGCAGCAGGUGGGCGGGUCGUGCCAGAAUGUGAAUGAGUGCACGUGGGCCCCGUGCCUCCACGACGGCACGUGCUACAACCUCCACCCGGGCUACCAGUGCGUGUGCGGCCCCGGCUACACGGGCGAGAACUGCCAGUGGGCUCACGACGGUUAUUCUGGGCUGCCGUUCUCUGCUCCAGCUGCCAUCGCCGCAGUCACGCUCUCGUUCUUGCUCCUGGUGGUGGUGGGCGUGGUGGUGUCCCUCCGCCUGCACCGGCACUGGAGGAGGCGAGAGCGCAGGGACGAGCCGCCGGGAGACACUAGCCCGGAGGAGGUCGCGAAGGGCGUGAAGGAGUGUCCGACCACGAGACUGGCGCAAGACGUGGAGCACGAGUCGUUCUUGGAGCGCCUGAAGAUCAAGGCUUCUCAAGCACAGCCUGCCUUACAAAAACCAGGCGAGAAAACCGAGGCACCGAAGGGAGGCAGCCCGUGUACUACCAUGGCCAGCAAAGUGACAGCGAAAGGAAUCUUAUGUGAAGGCAAGGGCAAGAACUCUGGCACUGUGCCGGAGCCUCUGCUGCCUCAGGACGACCUUCGCGCGUACGCUUAUGAGGGUGAUGGCUCCUCCGCGGGCUCUCUGGGGUCUGCUGUAUCAGGCCUUCGCUCGGAGGUAAGUGACGAAGGGGGUAUCAGACCCCUCGUCUCGGACUUCCUGGAGGUGAUGGACCUGCUGAGGAAUCUCCCGGACAAGGAGAAGACGUCGACGAGUGAUUCCAAGACUCCUGCAGGAGGCGAGGCCGUUAGAGGCAGUCCACCCGCGCCCACGCUCUCAAAAUCCCCGAGCAAACCUACGCCCUCACCUGCCACGAUGCGACAGUCGUCCCCAGGUAGCAGUGAAAUGACGACUGCCUGCUGAUCACCCCCUGAGACGAAAUGGUGCUUCUUGCGAUUUUCUCGUGACCAAUCCUGUAACGUGUAUGUGAACAGAAAAAAAAAUGUUUUGGUUGUAAAGUUACAUAAAAUGUAAUGGCGUAUCUAAAUUACAUUUUCUUCUUGGGAGAACUAUAAAGUGUGCGUAUGUGUUUGUGUACAAGGAUAUAUGCCUAUAUGUGUGUGUGUUUGUGUGUGUGUGAGUGUGUGUGUGUGUGUGUGUGUGUG
Messenger RNA from Penaeus chinensis, 3161 nucleotides. RefSeq names its product neural-cadherin-like. Gene Ontology annotation, molecular function: calcium ion binding. Gene Ontology annotation, biological process: homophilic cell-cell adhesion. NCBI's taxonomy places the organism in Eukaryota, Metazoa, Arthropoda, Malacostraca, Decapoda, Penaeidae. The record is from RefSeq and is a predicted model, not a curated record. The coding region runs from base 1 to 2919 and encodes 972 amino acids. The transcript is spliced from 12 exons.